Hibiscus syriacus is the source of this 966-nucleotide messenger RNA. Its product is annotated as NADH dehydrogenase [ubiquinone] iron-sulfur protein 7, mitochondrial. The transcript is spliced from 2 exons. The record is from RefSeq and is a predicted model, not a curated record. Gene Ontology annotation, biological process: electron transport coupled proton transport; mitochondrial respiratory chain complex I assembly; aerobic respiration. NCBI's taxonomy places the organism in Eukaryota, Viridiplantae, Streptophyta, Magnoliopsida, Malvales, Malvaceae. Gene Ontology annotation, molecular function: quinone binding; 4 iron, 4 sulfur cluster binding; NADH dehydrogenase (ubiquinone) activity. Bases 68 to 706 code for a protein of 212 amino acids.
AAUCAUAGCUUCGAAAUCCAUCGCCUCUCCAAAGCCAAACUCUUCUCUUUCGCCACGCCGGCGUAUCAUGGCUUUAAUCACCCGAACCACAGCCAAUCGACUCCCCCACCUGCUCUACGCUCAGCGUGCCCUCUCUAUUCACACCACUACCCCUUCUCUGUCCUCCUCCGCCACGCCAUCUACAUACGCCCGCCCUUCUCCGCCGUCAACCUCUGGCCCUCCCACCGGGCUCUCUAAGCCUGCCGAAUACGUGAUCUCCAAGGUCGAUGACCUCUUGAACUGGGCCCGUCGUGGGUCCAUCUGGCCCAUGACCUUCGGUCUCGCUUGCUGUGCGGUCGAAAUGAUGCACACCGGCGCUGCUCGCUACGACUUCGAUCGCUUCGGUGUCAUUUUCAGGCCCAGCCCUCGCCAAUCCGAUUGCAUGAUUGUUGCCGGCACCCUUACCAACAAAAUGGCCCCUGCUCUCCGCAAGGUAUACGACCAAAUGCCUGAGCCAAGGUGGGUUAUUUCCAUGGGAAGCUGUGCAAAUGGAGGUGGAUACUACCACUACUCAUACUCGGUUGUGAGAGGUUGUGAUAGAAUUGUCCCCGUUGACAUCUAUGUUCCCGGUUGUCCACCCACCGCAGAGGCAUUACUGUAUGGAGUUCUUCAAUUGCAGAAGAAGAUCAACAGGCGCAAGGAUUUCCUCCACUGGUGGUCCAAGUAAGGAUAUCAUGAGCUGUUUCCGGGAUAUUUGCAAAGAGUAUGCAGUGUGAAGGACUAUUAAAUAAAUCAAUACUCUAGUGAAAUGCCAUGUAGAAGCUUUAGAACAUAAAAGUCAAUGAGGUUUCUAUUUCUUGUAUGGUGACUAUACUUCAUGUAAUAAUUGGAACUUCAGUUUCCUUGGACCGAUCAUCAUGAUUUUGUUCAGAGGAUGUUUUAUUUGCUGUUUUGAAUUUAAAUGGGUAUGCAAUUUGAAUAAUUUCA